Eimeria necatrix is the source of this 1218-nucleotide messenger RNA. RefSeq lists its product as hypothetical. The record is from RefSeq and is a predicted model, not a curated record. The coding region runs from base 1 to 1218 and encodes 405 amino acids. The transcript is spliced from 2 exons. Lineage: Eukaryota; Apicomplexa; Conoidasida; Eucoccidiorida; Eimeriidae.
AUGGGGGCCCCCCUGAGCGCCCCCGGGGGCGCGCUGUGCGGGCCCCCCCCCGGGUCACCUGGGGGCCCCCGGGGGCCCCCCGAGGGCGGGGGGGCCCCCGAGGGCCCCCCGCCCCCUUUGCUGCAGGAGGAGCAGCGGGCGCUGCCCCGCGGGGGCCCCCCUGAGGGCCCCUGCUGGUGCUGGGGCCCCCCCGCGGUCCCGGAGGCCCCCCCUGGGGGCCCCCCUCCCCCUGGGGGCCCCCUUCCCCCUGGGGGCCCCCCUCCCCCUGGGGCCCCCGCUGGGGCCCCCGGUGGGGGCCCCUCCGGGGCCCCCCCGGUCGCGGGGGGGCCCCCCGAGGCGCAGAAGAGGGGCCUCGCUGCUGCUGCGCGGUGGUGGGUGUCUUUGCUGCUGCCGCUGCAGCAGGGGGAAGAAGCAGGGGGGCCCCCCCUGCUGCUGCUGGACGGGUCCGGGCGGUACCUGCCGCUGCAGUGCGAGCGUUUGCUGCUGCUGUCUUCUUUGUGUCUUUGCCAGCACGCCCCCACCCCUGGACCCCACAGUGAAGCUCCUGCUGCUGCUGCUGCUGCUGCUGCUGCUGCGGCAGCGGCAGCGGCAGCGGCAGCGGCGGAACGCGCUGCUGCCGUGUGGGCGGCGCGCGCAGCGGCACCAGCGGGUGCAGCAGCAGCAACACGCGCUGCAGCACCAGCAGCGGCAACGGACGCGCUGCAGCAGCAGCAGCAGCAACUGCAGCAGCAGCAGCAGCAGCAGCAACUGCAGCAGCAGGUGCAGCUGCAGCAGCAAUGCCAGCAGGUCGUAGCUAGCGGCGGCGCGGUAUCAGCAGCUGCUGCCGUGCACGGAAAAAAGGCAAGCAGCAGCAGCAAGCAGCAGCAGCAAGGAGCAGCAGCAAGCAGCAGCAGCAAGCAGCAGCAGCAAGCAGCAGCAGCAAGCAGCAGCAGCAAGCAGAAGCAGCAAGCAGCAGCAGCAAGCAGCAGCAAGCAGCAAGCAGCAGCAGCAAGCAGCAGCAGCAAGCAGCAGCAGCAAGCAGCAGCAGCAAGCAGCAGCAGCAAGCAGCAGCAGCAGCAAGCAGCAGCAGCAAGCAGCAGCAGCAAGCAGCAGCAGCAAGCAGCAGCAGCAAGCAGCAAGAUCAGGUUAUUCAGCAGCAGCAGCAAGCAGCAAAAUCAGGUUAUUCAGCAGCAGGAGCAAACGGCGCGGCAGCAGCAGCAGGCAGCCAAAGCAGGUUAA